Molecule: messenger RNA, 852 nt
Organism: Pyrus x bretschneideri (Chinese white pear)
Lineage: Eukaryota; Viridiplantae; Streptophyta; Magnoliopsida; Rosales; Rosaceae
Product: agamous-like MADS-box protein AGL82
Exons: 1
Coding region: 1-852 (283 amino acids)
Biological process (GO): regulation of transcription by RNA polymerase II
Molecular function (GO): protein dimerization activity; RNA polymerase II cis-regulatory region sequence-specific DNA binding; DNA-binding transcription factor activity, RNA polymerase II-specific
Source: RefSeq, a predicted model, not a curated record
AUGGUGGCUCCUACAAGAAGAAGCUUGGAACUCAUACCCAAUGACAGUGCUCGAAAGAUGGCCUUCCGGAAGCGAAAGAAAAAUGUAUACAAGAAGGCCGACGAGCUUUCCAAACUUUGCGACAUUGAUGUAGCCUUGAUUGUCUACGAAGCUGAUCAAAACAAGGACAUCAGGCCAAUUCAACCGGAGACGUGGCCACAAGAUCCAGUUGAAUUCAAUCGCAUUCUCGACAGGUACAAGGCCUCCAGGGAUACUGCUGCCCCUGGUUUUUCCAAGAGAAACUUCGAUUUGUCUGAUUUUUAUGAGGCCAGGAAGAAGAAAGAUGAGAAAGAUGACAAUAAUGGUGACAACGAUGAUAAUGAUGAUGGUGAUGAUAGUGAUGACGAUGAUGAUGCUCAUGUUGAUCCCGAACUUCAUAAACCGGGCAAUAAACAGAUUUCUGAAGACAAGUACCCAACAUGGGAUCCUCGAAUAGACCAGUUUUCACAAGAUGAAUUGACUGUACUCAUCGCUUCACUCGAAGCCAAGAUACAAGCCUCGACACUGAGGAUUGACUCCAUGGACAGAUACAAGCUAUAUGCUGAAAAACAAAAUCGAAAUUUAUCCCGGCCUGAGUCAAGCUCAAGAAAAACACCGCACCAUUUGAAGCCUGCGAAUUUUGAUGAGCAGAACCCUCAUGACGUGCAGAAUCCCCCCUCUCAAAACCCAAUAAAUACUACGACGACUACUAGUACUUCAGCCACUCAAUCAAGGCCUCCGGCGUCUGUGAAAUGUCCAAUGCUUCCAAGUGCAUGGAUUUCAAUCUCAGAAUCACAGAAGACUUCAUUAAGGACGUCAUCAUCUGGUGGAUGA